Molecule: messenger RNA, 4538 nt
Organism: Cyprinodon tularosa
Lineage: Eukaryota; Metazoa; Chordata; Actinopteri; Cyprinodontiformes; Cyprinodontidae
Product: neuropilin-1a-like
Exons: 19
Coding region: 514-3414 (966 amino acids)
Biological process (GO): angiogenesis; vascular endothelial growth factor signaling pathway; axon guidance
Cellular component (GO): membrane
Molecular function (GO): vascular endothelial growth factor receptor activity; semaphorin receptor activity
Source: RefSeq, a predicted model, not a curated record
GGGCGCAGCGGUGUCAGUCCGCUCCAGCUCUCCUCUGAAUCGGUCGCUUGUUGCUGGUUGCGCUCAGCAGCGGAUCUACUGGAGGGCGUCCAUUCCGCCGUUUCUGUCUCCUUUAUCCUGACAGUUCAGCUCGGAGCAGCAGAGACUCAGAGCAGGAACAGCUCCGGGUUUUUCCCGACUGAACAGUGAUUUUUUUCUUCCUCUUUUAUUAUUUAUCUCCCUUUUUGGAGUGUUGAUUUCCUGCUGGGUUUAAUAAUAACAUAACAGAGAACCGGGAGUAUUGAGGUGCCCCUUUUUACCUGAUUUGUCUUAUUUUGGUUCUUGUUUUUAAGCCUUUGGAUUAUUUUCUUCUCGGAGAUGCCAAGUUGUUCCCUGUGAAUCGCAGGAUGCUGGGGACUCUACAACCACCAGAUCUCUUACUCUAAGAGAAUUGCUGUUAUUUCCCCUUUUUCCUCUCUGGACGUUUCACCUCUUUUUAUUUUUUUAUUUUUUUUUUGUGUGUUUAUAUUAUCUAUGUGGUGCCACAUAUUAAGGAUGCGUUGUGGAUUUCUAUUGUUCCUUUUCAGCCAAAUAAUCUUGGUGUCUCCGUUUACUCAGACUGAUAUGUGCGGAGGAAGCAUAAAGAUCACUAAUGCGGAUUACCUGACCUCCCCGGGUUACCCCACCUCGUACCCGCCCUCCCAGCAGUGCGUAUGGGUUAUAACCGCCCCUGAAGAUGGUCAGAAAAUCCUUAUCAACUUCAACCCGCAUUUUGAUCUGGAGGACAGAGACUGCAAGUAUGACUAUCUGGAAGUCUACAAUGGCGGACAUGAGACGUCGCCCAUGCUGGGGAAGUUUUGCGGGAAAAUUGCGCCCUCUCCAAUCAUCUCGAGUGGCAAGCAGCUCCUUAUAAAGUUCGUCUCUGAUUAUGAAACCCAUGGAGCUGGAUUCUCAGUUCGAUACGAGGUCCUCAAAACAGGUCCAGAAUGCUCCAGAAACUUCACUGCUUCCAGCGGCAUCAUUGAGACACCAGGAUUUCCUGACAAGUACCCAAACAAUCUGGACUGCACCUUCAUGAUAUUUGCCGCCAACAUGGCAGAGAUCGUUGUGGACUUCAACAGUUUCGACAUGGAACCAGAUACAACGCCGCCGCCAGGCGCCGUCUGCCGAUACGACUGGCUGGAGAUCUGGGAUGGCUUCCCUGCAGUGGGUCCCCACAUCGGCAGAUACUGUGGCAAUUCCUCCCCAGGUCGGGUCAUCUCCCACACUGGCAUCCUGUCCAUGACCAUCACCACGGAUAACGCCAUCGCCAGGGAGGGGUUCACGGCCAACUACACCAUCCGGGAGAGGAUCCUGCCAGCUGGGCAUGAGGCCGAGGAUUUUGGCUGCAUGGAGCCUUUGGGCAUGGAGUCUGGAGGCAUUACCUCUGACCAGAUCAAGGCUUCCUCCCAGUAUAACUCCAACUGGUCACCAGAACGAUCCCGACUCAACUACCUGGAGAACGGCUGGACACCCUCAGAAGACAACAACAGGGAAUGGAUACAGGUGGACUUGGGGUUUCUCAGGUUUGUCACAAACAUUGGGACUCAGGGGGCAAUUUCCAAGGAGACCAAUAAGCACUACUUUGUCCGUUCCUACAAAGUGGACCUCAGCACCAAUGGAGAGGACUGGAUAACAGUGAAGGAAGGAUCCAAACAGAAGAUCUUUCGAGGGAACUCCAACCCUACAGACGAAGUCCGUGAUUUCCUGCCCAAACCCACCUUGACUCGAUACAUCCGUAUUCGCCCUUAUACCUGGGAACAGGGCAUCUGCAUGCGCUUUGAGGUCUAUGGCUGCAGAAUAUCAGACUACCCGUGCUCGUCGAUGUUAGGCAUGGUGUCAGGGCAGAUCUCCGACGCUCAGAUCAGCGCCUCGUCCUUCGCAGACCGGGGCUGGGUGGCUGAGAACGUCCGGUUAUUGACGGGCCGGUCGGGGUGGACCGGGCAGCAGACCAAGCAGCCCUUUAGAAACGAGUGGUUACAGGUGGAUUUGGGCCAGGACAAAAUGCUGAGCGGUGUGGUGAUCCAGGGAGGAAAACACCGCGACCGCAACGUUUAUAUGAAGAGGUUUAAGCUGGGCCACAGCCUGGACGGAGACCACUGGACCAUCAUUAAGGAGGAGAACACCACAAAGCCCAAGAUAUUUAUUGGAAAUCAGAACCAUGAAACCCCAGAGCUGAGAUCACUCAGUCCACUUCUGACACGAUUCGUCCGGAUCUACCCAGAGAGAGCGACUGCAGAGGGCAUGGGUCUGCGUUUGGAGCUGCUGGGCUGUGAACUGGAAGGUCCUCCCACCUCCCCGCCUUCCUCCACGCUCCCCAUGACAACGUUCGGAGCGACCACGGCAGCGCCGCCCACGGCUCCCAACACGAUGCUCAGCUCAGAUUGCGAGGACGGGCAGAAGGACUGUGGUGAUGAAAUGGGGGAUCCCGACGACUACGAGCCUUUUCGAGUCUCCGUGAUCCAAACGGUCCCAGACGGUCCAAACAUUCCAGAUUACCUUUGGUUCGCCUGUAACUUUGACUUCCCAUCAUUAUGCGGUUGGAACAAGGACGUCGGUUCAGGAGCCGAGUGGUUUAUCCAGAGCACUGAAGACCCUGCUGUCCACAGACCGCCGGCCCUCGACCACACAGGCAGUCCAGGGAACUUCAUCUACAUGCAGCUAACAGAUGCAAUCACACCCAUUAAAACUGGAGAUGACACGAGUGAGGAGGAGAGGGUGGCCCGGCUGGCCAGUUUACCCAUCACCUCGCCGGACGGCAGCCUGUGCAUGUCCUUCUGGUACCACAUGGCUGGCGAGCGAGCUGAGGUGCUCCGCAUCAGCUACAGGGAGGAGGGCGACGAGCUGGUCCUGUGGUCCAUGAGUGGCAAUGAGGGCAGCAGAUGGAGAGAAGGCCGGGUUUUACUUCCACAAAGCAGAAUCCCAUAUCAGGUGGUGGUUGAAGGAAGUGCAGACAGACACACCACUGGACACAUAGCAGUGGAUGACAUCAAAAUCCUGGACGCUCUGGACAUUCAGGGCUGCAAGGACCCAGAAGCUCCAACGUCUCCUUCCACUAAGAUCCUAAUGCUACACCCAGAAGCUCCAACGUCUCCUCCCACUGAGAUCCUAAUGCUACCCAUGGACUCCCUCUCUCAGGAAACAGGUGAUCUCGGCAGACCGGGCAACAUGCUGAAGACCAUAGACCCCAUCCUCAUCACUAUCAUCGCCAUGUCAGCUCUAGGCGUCUUCCUGGGAGCCAUCUGUGGCGUUGUGCUGUACUGUGCCUGCUCGCAGGGCAGCAUGACCGACAGGAACUUAUCUGCCCUGGAAAACUAUAACUUUGAGCUGGUGGACGGCGUCAAACUAAAGAAGGACAAGAUGAACGGACAGACAAACAACUACUCAGAGGCGUGAGCUUUAGAGACAAAGGGGCAGGGCCACGACGGCUCUGUGAGUGGACACGUUACAAGCAGCCAACUACGGGGCUGACGCCACCAAUGGGACAGCAGGGUUGGCUGAUAGUGAGCCGAUUUAAUUUUGAUUUCUCAGGAGCGGUGGUGGAAGAGACUCACCUGUAGGGGGUGCUGUGUAUAAAACAACCUGUACAGCAAAACAAAAAAAAAGAAGAAAACUGAGGAUUUUCUUUGUUUUUCGGCGUGCUUUGUUGAUUUUGCGUAAUCACAUGCUGGUGUUGAGACCAAUUCAGAUGAAAGUAUCGUCAGUGAACUAUAACUGAAAGUUUUAAUGUUUCUGUUUGUUGGUUUUCUCGUCCUUUUGUGCGAAAGUUUAUGCCGAAUGAGCAAAAGUUAGCCUCACACGUGUGUGAAAGUGUGUGUGGAUGCCUCACACUCAUUUACAUCUGCAUCCGAAGUGUGUGUGAAUAACUGAAGGGUGUGUGUGAGUGUGUGAUCUUAACGCAGGACCACCGUCCUGCUCGAACAGUGCCUUUUUUUUCCUGUUUUUCUGUUGCCUUGUUUUCUGCUGGUUGUUUUUCCAUCUGCUGGGAUUCUUUCCAGGGUUCCUACAUGGACUAAGGGAAAGUUUGCAGGCUGUGGCCGUGAAUCAGCAUCGUUUUAUCGCUGUGAUUUUAACAUAAAAGCAUCUGGUUACACUGACAUUCACUCAGCUGUUGAGUUCCAGGUUUAUAUCCGUAGAACUGAAGAAAACUAUGAAAGUUCCCAAUAUAGUAAAUGUGUAGGAGCCCUGAAUGCCUCAUAUUCAUGGCACAUUACACCUCCAACUUAUUGUAUAUAGGUUUUAAUAUAUAUUUGAGCGCCCUUUUCUAUAGAGGAAGAAAGCAGUACUGCAGUAUCUUUUUGGGAUCUCCUUUUUCACCUGAUGUUGAAUGAUGUGGCAGAGGAGAAAACACACACAAGAAAAGGAAUUUAUGUCUUUAGAUGGUAUAAAAACAGACAACAUAUCAGUCUCAGUGCAAACAAGAGCAGUGAUGAUAUAUUUGAUCUAUUUUGACAUGAGCUCAGAAGACUAUAUUGUAGGAAAUGUAAUCCCCCUUUAGUUACCAUUCUUAUCAGUGAGAU